AUGCUGCGAACUCAACAAGUGAUGUCAUGUAUUGAGGAGCAAGUGUUGCGAUUAUUGAGAGAAUUAACGAUGAAUACUGAGGAAAUGAAGGAGAGAUCUUCUCAAUCCGUGUUGCCCGCAGGCCUAGCUUGUUCAGAGCAUGAGGAAGAACGGAAGAGAAGGGAAUUAACGUCGGAGCAACAACUUGGCAUUGAUUAUCAUGAAGGUCAACCUGAAAAUCAAGUAAGGAAGAGCACAGAGCAGCCACCAUUAUCAGAGAGGUGCAUCUUUUUUGCAUUGAAGGAUCUCUUUAAUGCUCACUCAGCAUUGCGUUUUGUUUCUAAACUUCAAUUAAUGCAUCUCAUUCUCCAACUUUGCGUUUACCAUAAAUUCUCCACGAAACGAGACAUGUUCUAUUGCAUGAAACCUUUAAUGAAAACCCAAACACAAUGCAACCAGGUGUUGAAGGAACUCUCUGAAAACUGGAAUGUCCAUAGGCACGACUUGCAUGUUGUACCACAAUCCAGAGGAGAAGUGUGUGGACACGUUAGUUUUGUUCAACUGAGUUUGAAUGAUGUAGUGGGUGCGAGCACGAACGAAACAUUGACGAGAAAUGCAACCGAUAGUCGAGUGAUUAAUGCUGCAUUGCAUAUCAGUGCUCUGUCUACAUGUUCUAUUCCUUCCAUUCCUCACUUACAGAUUAUUGGUUUUGAUAUUCCUCUCGAAGUGGACUCACUGCUCAUCGUAGAGAAGGAAUCUGUGUUCCAACAGCUCAAGCAAACACUUGAGGACAAGAUCGAAUUGCGAAAAUAUAUUCUUAUCACUUCCAAGGGCUAUCCAGACGUGCCAACAAGAGAUUUUAUUGUCACUCUAGUUACCUAUGUCGCCAAGUAUCAGAAGAGAGCACUCAAGAUUUAUCUAUUUACUGAUGGGGAUCCAUUUGGAGCAGAAAUCGCCCAUGUUUACAUUCAUGGCUCCAAGUCUUUCAAGAACGAAAAGAAAUACCUAACUUUACUUCACGCAGAAUGUGAAGAAGCUUGCAAAUACUGGCUAAUGCAGACUUAUUUGAAUAUUCAAUGGAUUGGAGUUCAUUUGGAAGAGUUUUUGCUUGAAAAUAGAGACCGAGGUAAAUUGGAGUUGAAUCCUCAAUAUAAGAGUUGUCUUCUCCCCUUAGAUACCAACGAUCACGGCAAGAUUGAUUCUCUUUUGAGUAGCUUGAGCGAAUUUGAACACUCUUGCUGUGAAAUGUUAUCUCGUCAGCUUUGUUUCAUGAAAGAAUAUUGUUGUAAGGUUGAAAUUGAAGCCUUGUCAUUUGCAAGGGUUGAUUAUUGGACUUACAUUCUGGGAAAGACUUCUCUCUAG
Naegleria fowleri is the source of this 1341-nucleotide messenger RNA. RefSeq lists its product as uncharacterized. The transcript has a single exon. Gene Ontology annotation, cellular component: chromosome. Bases 1 to 1341 code for a protein of 446 amino acids. Gene Ontology annotation, molecular function: DNA topoisomerase type II (double strand cut, ATP-hydrolyzing) activity; DNA binding; ATP binding. NCBI's taxonomy places the organism in Eukaryota, Heterolobosea, Eutetramitea, Acrasida, Naegleriidae. The record is from RefSeq and is a predicted model, not a curated record. Gene Ontology annotation, biological process: DNA metabolic process.